This is a messenger RNA of Ailuropoda melanoleuca (giant panda), 4284 nucleotides long. RefSeq names its product TNF alpha induced protein 3 (gene TNFAIP3). Bases 183 to 2570 code for a protein of 795 amino acids. Gene Ontology annotation, molecular function: K63-linked polyubiquitin modification-dependent protein binding; zinc ion binding; cysteine-type deubiquitinase activity. Gene Ontology annotation, cellular component: nucleus; cytoplasm. Gene Ontology annotation, biological process: protein K29-linked deubiquitination; cell migration; cytoskeleton organization. NCBI's taxonomy places the organism in Eukaryota, Metazoa, Chordata, Mammalia, Carnivora, Ursidae. The transcript is spliced from 9 exons. The record is from RefSeq and is a predicted model, not a curated record.
GGGGCGGCAGCGGGCGCGAUCCACACCCCCAGCCGGCCCAGCGAGCGAGCGCCGAGCCCCGGCGUCCAUGGGGCGCCUCCUCCGCGCGGCCCCGACCCCCGCCUGCGGCGCGCGCCUGCCCUGACCCGGACUUGGGACUUCCGAAGAGGAUCGCGCGGCCGGGAUAGGUCUUACAGAGCACAAUGGCUGAACAACUCCUUCCCCAGGCUUUGUAUCUGAGCAACAUGCGGAAAGCUGUGAAGAUACGAGAGAGAACUCCAGAAGAUAUAUUUAAGCCUACCAAUGGGAUCAUUCACCAUUUUAAAUCCAUGCACCGAUACACACUAGAAAUGUUCAGAACUUGCCAGUUUUGUCCACAAUUUCGGGAGAUCAUCCACAAAGCUCUCAUUGACAGAAACAUCCAGGACUCCCUUGAAAGCCAGAAGAGGCUCAACUGGUGUCGGGAAGUCAGGAAGCUGGUGGCUCUGAAAACGAAUGGUGAUGGAAACUGCCUCAUGCAUGCUGCUUCUCAGUACAUGUGGGGUGUUCAGGACACAGACUUGGUCCUGAGGAAGGCGCUCUUCAGCACUCUCAAGGAGACAGAUACACGCAACUUCAAAUUCCGGUGGCAGCUGGAGUCCCUUAAAUCUCAGGAAUUUGUGGAAACGGGGCUUUGCUACGACACUCGGAAUUGGACGGAUGAGUGGGACAGCCUUGUCAAAAUGGCAUCAACAGACACACCUGUGGCCCGAGGUGGACUUCAGUAUAACUCACUGGAAGAAAUACACAUAUUUGUCCUUUGCAACAUCCUCAGAAGGCCCAUCAUUGUCAUUUCAGACAAAAUGCUGAGAAGUUUGGAAUCGGGUUCCAAUUUCGCUCCCUUGAAGGUGGGCGGGAUUUACCUGCCUCUCCACUGGCCAGCCCAGGAGUGCUACCGAUACCCCAUCAUUCUCGGCUAUGACAGCCAGCACUUUGUACCCCUGGUGACUCUGAAGGACAGUGGACCUGAAAUCCGAGCCGUUCCACUUGUUAACAGAGAGCGAGGAAGAUUUGAAGACUUAAAAGUUCACUUUUUGACAGAUCCUGAAAAUGAGAUGAAGGAAAAGCUCUUGAAAGAAUACCUGAUGGUGAUUGAAAUCCCUGUCCAGGGCUGGGACCAUGGCACCACCCACUUGAUCAAUGCCGCGAAGCUAGAUGAAGCCAACUUACCCAAAGAAAUAAAUCUGGUAGACGAUUACUUUGAACUUGUCCAGCACGAGUACAAGAAAUGGCAGGAGAACAGCGAGCAGGAGCGGAGAGAGAUGCGUGCUCAGAACCCUUUGGAGCCUUCCGUUCCCCAGCUUUCUCUUAUGGACGUAAAAUGUGAAACACCCAACUGUCCUUUCUUCAUGUCCGUGAACACCCAGCCUCUGUGCCAUGAGUGCUCAGAGAGGCGGCAAAAGACCCAGAACAAAUCCUCAAAGCUGCACUCCAAGCCAGGCCCCGAGGUGCUCCCCGGCAUGGCUCUUGGGGCCUCCCGGGGGGAGGCCUGUGAGCCCAUGGACUGGAGCCCCAAGGAGCCAGCUGGGGGGCCUCAUUCGGCCCCUCCAACGGCGCCCAGCCUCUUCCUGUUCAGCGAGACCACUGCUAUGAAGUGCAGGAGCCCCGGCUGCCCUUUCACGCUGAACGUGCAGCACAACGGAUUUUGUGAGCGCUGCCACAACGCCCGGCAGCUUAACGCGGGCCACCCCUCGGACAGCACGAGGCACUUGGACCCCGGUAAGUGCCGAGCCUGCCUGCAGGACGUCACCAGGACGUUUAAUGGAAUCUGCAGUACUUGCUUCAAAAGGACUACGGCAGAGCCCUCCUCGGACCUCAGCUCCAGUGUCCCUCCUUCCUGUCACCAGAGGUCUAAGUCAGACCCCUCACAGCUCAUCCAGAGUCUCUCCCCACAUUCUUGCCGCAGAGCCGGGACCGAGGCUCCCUCUGGCUGCCUCUCUCAGGCUACACGGACUCCAGGGGACAGGAUGGGGACGAGCAAGUGCAGGAAAGCCGGCUGCAUGUAUUUUGGGACUCCAGAAAACAAAGGCUUCUGCACGCUGUGUUUCAUCGAGUACAGAGAAAACAAGCAUUUUGUCACUGCCUCCACGAAAGCCAGUCCCACGGCCCCCAGGUUCCAGAACGCUGUCCCCUGCCUGGGGAGGGAAUGUGGCACCCUGGGAAGCACCGUGUUUGAAGGAUACUGUCAGAAGUGUUUCAUCGAAGCUCAGAGUCAGAGAUUUCAUGAAGCAAAAAGGACCGAAGAGCAACUGGUGAGACAUUUUGAGAGAUCCAGCCAGCGCAGAGACGCGCCUCGGAGCACAGCGAGCACCUCGAGGCCCAAGUGCGCCCGGGCCUCCUGCAAGAACAUCCUGGCCUGCCGCAGCGAGGAGCUCUGCAUGGAGUGCCAGCACCUGGGCCUGCGAGUGGGUCCGGGGGCCCACCGGAGCGAGCCAGUUCCCGAGGAGCCCCCCAAACAACGCUGCCGCGCCCCUGCCUGUGAUCACUUCGGCAACGCCAAGUGCAGCGGCUACUGCAAUGAGUGCUUCCAGUUCAAGCAGCUGUACGGCUGACGGAUGCGGCGGGCCGGCCGGGCCACGGGGGACCGCGAGCCUUAGCCGGCGUGGUGCUGGCCCCUACGUACUGCGAUGCCCAGCAGGGAGCUGCGGGCGGCCUCGAGCAGGGGAGCAGAGAGAAGCUCGGGGCGCCGUCGCGGCCGGCCUGCCCCGGGGGCCUCGGAGCGAGAGCGAGGCCAGGGACUGGCAGCCCAUGGUGUGUCCGCUCUAGCCCGGUCCCCAUCGGGGCUGCUGCUGCUCCUCGCUGCCUGCCACGCGGAAGGCCGGGAACUUCAUGGACAUGGAAUGUGUGCCGGGACAGCUUCAUGGUCUCGGGAGAGAAGGGAGAAGAUGCCCCCAGCUGUCCCCCCGCGCGCCCCACGGGGGCCUGGCUCGGAGCCAGGGAGCUGGCCCGCCGCGCCCACAGGUGCUCUGCCGCAGGUUCAGAAGCUCAGGGAGAACGGCCGGCCGGAGCCAGAGUGUCAGCGGGGAACAGCCUUUCCCUGCCGCCUCGUUCCUGUCCGGCGGACGCGGCGGACACAGAGCCACGCAGACUGUGGUUCUGAGGCUGCUGAGGCCGAAUCAGUUCACACUGAAAAGCAAACCAGCUGCUCUUUACAGUAUGCACCUUGGAAAAAGUCUGAAUAUUCUAGUGGGAAGAUGUGUGACCCUUGUGGUUGUCACUGUCUUCACUCCUGAAGAAGUUAGCCAGAACUGAGGCGUGCAUAAAAAUGUGUACAUAUAUAUUGUACCCUUAUAUUAUGUAUGAGGGAAUUUUUUUUAUUAUGUUGAAACACGGCCCUAGAGAUGUAAGUAGGAAGACUGAAUAAUAACCUAUUUUCUGGUUGUUGUUGGGGCGCCAUCUGUAUACAGCUAGCAUGAAUUCAACCAGCUGCCUUGUUAGAGUGAACUCCCUAUUGUGUCUAUGUAAUUCACUUUAUUUAUUUUAUUUCAAACUUCAAGGUUAUUUAAAUGAAGACGUUUCUUCUGCUCUGGGUAAAGUGCUUGCUGUAGUGUCGAAAUAACAUAUUCCUAUUAAGUCCUCUUUCAGGAGGGCACUGCGUACCUUGGGGAUUUGGUCUCUGUGAUGUGAUGUGGUUGUCUUCCCUAAGAAAGAAGGAAUUGCAUCAAAGGGAUAUUCAUUAAAAGCUCAUGCUUCUUAAUGAAACUUGGGUCAGAGCCCCUUGCUAGCCAGACAGAAAAACAAAAACCAAAACUGCUCUCCACAGUAGACAGAUGCCUUGAAUAUCCUACCUCCUUAGAAAUAAGAUUGGGAAGGAAUGGGGAUGAGAUUGGAGAAGGUCACCGGGAAGAUGUGACCUUUAAUGAUGGUUCUAUUUGCUGUUAACGCUGUGUCCUGGGGUGCUGGCAGUGACCUCACAACCAGUGGCACCUUAGUGCUCGGACAGCAAAACUCUGUGACCAUGAGCAUAAGGAAAUUUCUUUCUGUCCUUGGCCUGCAGAUUCUCUAUUUGCUUUGUGUUGCUGCCAUACUUUUUCUAGAAAAAAAGGGGGAAAAACAUUGUCCCCAGAGGUAAAGGCUGCCUUUUUUUUUUUUUUUUUUUUUUUUUGUUGUAACUUAUGACCUGAAAAUAUUAGCAAUCUAUAACUCUACACAGCCUUUCCUGGUGUUGCCUGACAUGUUUGCCACCUCAAGUGCCAUUAAGUCUAUUUCCUGGACAUCUUAAUAAUUUUUUUCUAAAGAUAUCAAAUAAACUUCAGUGUUCAUCCA